UCCUCCGCCGCCGUCUCGUCUCGUCUCGUCGGUUCACUCGCCCACUCUCUCCUGAUCUCCUCGACUCUGUCUACUGUCUUCCUCUCGCUUCGCUGAGUGAGCUGCGGCGGGUGGCCAUGGCGUCGUCGACGGGGGGCUUGAACCACGGGUUCACGUUCACGCCGCCCUCCUUCAUCACGUCGUUCACGGAGCUGCUGUCCGGUGGCGCCGGGGACAUGCUCGCCGCCGGCGAGGAGAGGUCGCCGAGGGGGUUCUCCCGCGGCGGGGCUGCGGGGAGGGUGGGGGGUGCCGGGGUGCCCAAGUUCAAGUCCGCGCAGCCGCCCAGCCUGCCGCUCUCGCCGCCGCCGUUGUCGCCGUCGUCCUACUUCGCCAUCCCGCCGGGGCUCAGCCCCACCGAACUGCUCGACUCCCCUGUCCUCCUCAGCUCAUCUAACAUCUUGGCGUCGCCGACCACCGGUGCGAUCCCGGCGGCUCACAGGUACGACUGGAAGGCCAGCGCCGAUCUCAUCGCUUCUCAGCAAGAUGACAGCCGUGACGACUUCUCCUUCCACACCAACUCCGACGCCAUGGCUGCGCAGACGACCUCUUUCCCUUCCUUCAAGGAGCAGGAGCCGCAGGUAGUAGAGGCGAGCAAGAACAGCACCGUCUCGAGCAACAAGAGCGGCUCCGGCGGCGGUAAUGGCGGGAACAACAAGCUGGAGGACGGGUACAACUGGAGGAAGUACGGGCAGAAGCAGGUGAAGGGGAGCGAGAACCCGCGGAGCUACUACAAGUGCACCUACAACAGCUGCUCCAUGAAGAAGAAGGUGGAGCGCUCGCUCGCCGACGGCCGCAUCACGCAGAUCGUCUACAAGGGCGCGCACAACCACCCCAAGCCGCUCUCCACCCGCCGCAACGGCUCCUCCGGCUGCGCCGCCGCCGCCGCCUGCGCCGAGGCCGACCUCCCGGCGCCCGGCGCCGGGCCGGACCAGUACUCCGCCGCCACGCCCGAGAACUCGUCCGUCACGUUCGGCGACGACGACGCCGAGAACGGGUCGCACUCCCACCGCAGCGACGGCGACGAGCCCGAAGCCAAGCGCUGGAAGGAGGAUGCGGACAACGAGGGCAGCUCCGGCGGCAUCGGCGGCGGCAACGGCGGCAAGCCGGUGCGCGAGCCGAGGCUGGUCGUGCAGACGCUGAGCGACAUCGACAUCCUCGACGACGGCUUCCGGUGGAGGAAGUACGGCCAGAAGGUCGUCAAGGGCAACCCCAACCCAAGGAGCUACUACAAGUGCACGACGGUGGGCUGCCCGGUGCGGAAGCACGUGGAGCGGGCGUCGCACGACACGCGCGCCGUGAUCACCACCUACGAGGGCAAGCACAACCACGACGUGCCCGUCGGCCGCGGCGGAGGCCGCGCCCCGGCGGCGUCUCUGCCGCCGGCCCCCGCGUCGGCGUCUUCCUUCCCGGCGGCGAUCCGUCCGUCUGCCGUCGCCGCCCAGCAGGGGCCCUACACCCUCGAGAUGCUCCCCAACCCGGCCGCCGGCGGCGCGUACGGCGGCUACGGCGCCGCCGCGUUCCAGCGGACCAAGGACGAGCCGCGGGACGACCUGUUCGUCGAGUCGCUCCUCUGCUGAGCUGUAUAGUACACCACACAUGCCGUAUUUCCCGCUCACCGUACGUGUACGUAUACCGUACGUACACGCGUCCAUGCCCUGCCCUGCCCAACACGGCAAAUACGAUGGGUAUGGUAUACCUUGUUGCAUACGCAUAUACAUACUCGUACACUCGGUAGUAUACUACUAUACUACAUACAGCAGCAGUAGGUAGCUAAGCUUAGGUGUAGGGAGAGUGAAGUGAGAUCCCAUUUGUUGAUUCGUUUGCAGGCCACUUCCACGUGGGGCCCACCGGAAGAACAGUACACACACGCAUGCCACACGGCGAGUAGAGUACACGUAGCUCUGUGCCCUUUGAUGCUCACAAAGUCAAUAAGACUGAUGAAUUUUUCAUUUCUUAA
Molecule: messenger RNA, 1996 nt
Organism: Oryza brachyantha (malo sina)
Lineage: Eukaryota; Viridiplantae; Streptophyta; Magnoliopsida; Poales; Poaceae
Product: probable WRKY transcription factor 26
Exons: 5
Coding region: 117-1616 (499 amino acids)
Biological process (GO): regulation of DNA-templated transcription
Molecular function (GO): sequence-specific DNA binding; DNA-binding transcription factor activity
Source: RefSeq, a predicted model, not a curated record